Sycon ciliatum is the source of this 2139-nucleotide messenger RNA. RefSeq lists its product as uncharacterized. Bases 567 to 1697 code for a protein of 376 amino acids. The record is from RefSeq and is a predicted model, not a curated record. NCBI's taxonomy places the organism in Eukaryota, Metazoa, Porifera, Calcarea, Leucosolenida, Sycettidae. The transcript has 6 exons.
CGUGCAGCACGUGGAAAAGACGGAGCAAGCCGAAAUCAGUUUUUGAUGUUUGUUCUCCAGGCCAUUCUGCAGUGACAGCUUGGGCAGCUAGCUACCGACAAGUGAGACGCCUCAUGAGAGAUGCUGUAGAGUGAGGGUAGAACUGAGUAGCUGCACUCUCCCGUGAAUACGUCAACGUAGGCAACACCACAUAACCUAGGUAGGACUUGUUGGUGCUUGGAGCAUGUCGCGGAAGGCUGGCUUGGCAGUCAGCAAAUAAUUCUUGUACUCUUGCAACGAUUGAGUGGGAUUUGAAGCGGCCCUCCUCCUCGACACGGUCAGCAUUGCAUUCGAAGAGAAGUUCGCUAAAAGUUCUAGUCGCCGUUCGAUGUUUUCCUCCUGGGAAAGCCCUGAAAAACGUCCGGGAUCCUCCAUCGGCUCUCCAUCUUUUCGGAAAAUUCCGCUUCCACACUGGGCCUAUAUAUACUCGUCCUUCAGUUAAAGAGCUAGGUAUCUCUGGUGAACAACCUUGGCCCAACGGAACGAUAUCUUUUUUACAGUUAUUUCCCAUCCAAAAGAGGGCAGCCAUGACGUCCUGGCGAACAAUGUGCGGCGCCUUUGCCUUGCUUCUUGCACUCCUCUUUGCUGGUGUGAACUCACAAGGACAGGCGUGUGGAACAGACACGUGUAAGAAUGGCGGUCGGUGUCGGCAGGAUGGUUGCGCAUGCGAACCCUUCUUUACUGGCCGAACCUGCGAGGAACUUGUCGUUGAAGAUCAUGUGGACUACUUGGCUGAGAAAAGAAUCAGGGAAUUAGAGAGAGGAUGGCAGAACGGAGUGGAAAACGGUACAAUAGUGAGGAUCGACAAAGCCAUUUCAAGGGCCGAACAGCAAGGAGCUAUGCGGCUGACCAUGGAAAUAAACGAGGUCGUCGACAGGUUGAAUAAGAAGGUGGCCAGGGCCGGGAAACCCAUGGUGUACGACCAGCUGUCCUGCGAUACCCUGCAUCUGUCUCACCCCACUCUCAAGUCGGGUUAUUACUGGUUGCGGGGCGAAACUGCUGCCGCUAUACAGGUGUAUUGCGAGAUGGAGAGGUUCAACGGCGGCUGGAACCGCGUGGCCAACAUCGACCCGGCAGGACAGGGCUACUGUCCACCGCGCAUGCAGCUGCGCUCAGAAGGCGACGUGAAACUGUGCGUGUUCAAGGAAGAUAGACCAAAUAUAUUCCCAGUCAACGCGGACUACAAGUAUGUGAUGGGAUACGUGACCGGAUUUGCUUCCGGCCGGCCAGAAGCAUUUGUCAACAACCCCACUCCACCAUGCAAAGGGGAUGGCAUCAUGAUUGGACAGUCACCAGUGGCCAAUAGUCACGUGUUCACGUAUGCCGUAGGUGCAACACGCACCAGCGGUUCCAGCUCUCGCUGCCCGUGCCAUGGCGGCGCAAGAGCGUCCAGCAUCUCCAUCAACAGCUACGUGUGCAGCGAAGCACUCGGUUCGGGCUCGGGCUAUGAUAUCAGCGAGCGUAGCCGUUUGUGGCAAGGCAGCAAUAGCUGCAACUUCACGCACACCAUUCCCCAGACCAAUGAGCCGACCUACUUCUAUCGCCCGUUUCUGCACCAAGGCAUCACAGAUUUGCCUAUCAUAAUGCGGAUAUGCCAAAGCAACUCGGGCACCCCCAAGGGUGUUGGCAUCCAGAAGGCUGAGAUUUAUGUGAAGUGAUUGAGCCCGUGAUAAUACUGGACAUUUUCACCAUAUUUUGAUCACUGUUUGCACAAUGAUUUCCAUAUCUUCAUCUGCUUAAGUACAGUUCUGUGCACCCUACUCAAGCAACAUCUUAUCGAUCUACAAAAUACAAUGCAUUUGCCACAUAAUUAUGUUCGAAGGACACUUUAAGUACUAGCACCCCCCCCCCCCCACACACACACACCCUUGCACUCCCGUUCCUUUCUCGAAACAUUUGGAAUACCCGACACUGAAGUGACCAAAGCCCUGUAUCUUCUGCUGGCAGCACACUGCAUUUUCUUUGCUUAACGUGCAUCUAAGUUUACAUUUUAAGUACUGCCUCGUAUGAUAUUGUUGUACCAGCUUCCAAAAAAGAUGUAUACAUUACAAGUGGUAUGUAAAAUUAUACAUGUAACUACUCGAGAAGAUUGUAAUGUUG